Molecule: messenger RNA, 2287 nt
Organism: Tachyglossus aculeatus (Australian echidna)
Lineage: Eukaryota; Metazoa; Chordata; Mammalia; Monotremata; Tachyglossidae
Gene: DYNLT3
Product: dynein light chain Tctex-type 3
Exons: 5
Coding region: 38-388 (116 amino acids)
Biological process (GO): microtubule-based movement
Cellular component (GO): kinetochore; cytoplasm; cytoplasmic dynein complex
Molecular function (GO): dynein intermediate chain binding
Source: RefSeq, a predicted model, not a curated record
AGCCCCGCCCCCAGGAAGGAGAGCAGCAGCUCCCGACAUGGAGGAGUAUCAGCCCCACGGUGACGAGAUUGGCUUCAAUGCCGAUGAAGCACAUAAUAUAGUGAAAGAGUGCGUAGAUGCUAUCUUGGGUGGCGUAGAUUAUAAUCAAAAUAAUGUCAACCAGUGGACUGCAACAAUAGUGGAACAAUCAUUAAAACAUUUGGUAAAGUUAGGGAAAACUUAUAAAUACAUUGUUACCUGUGCAGUGAUGCAGAAGAGUGGAUCUGGUCUUCACACAGCCAGCUCCUGUUUUUGGGAUACCACUUCUGAUGGAACUUGUACCGUGAGAUGGGAGAAUCGGACCAUGAAUUGCAUUGUUAAUGUUUUUGCCAUCGCUAUUGUCCUGUAACUAGCUGGAAACACUGGUUGCAUCAAAACCUUGAAUGUUAGAAAUGAUCAUGUAGUCUUGAAAAAAUAUUGCUGGUAUUAUUUAAUUAUUUUGCUAAUGCACUUACGGAGAAGAUGUGCAAUUUUCUUCAAAGCAUUCAAAAAAAUAGGGAACGUGCAAGUAUAGUGGAGCUCAGUAAGUUGGCAACCAAAUCUCAUACACUACACAGCAGUCUUUAAUAAACAUUUUGGAGUCACAUGUAAAAUUAAAGUGCGGGACCUGAUUUUUGCAUCAGCCUUUAUUUACUAUAUGGUUUCAAGGAGAUCGAAGAAGAUGUUUCAGAUUGUAAAAUUUGUACUCAACACAGGAAGGUAUGAGGAAUACAGACAGGCCCAGGAACACCAAAAAGACUGUAGAAACUAACUAAUGCAAUCUACACAGUGCCUCUUUUUUUCACCUGGUUAAAUAUAUAGAUAGAUAGAUAGAUACUGGAAGAUCUUUUAUUACUUUGAAAUUUGGAUAUAGCUUUAAAAAAGCUAUUUGUAGAAGAGAUUCAUUUAGUCUAUGCAUUUGCUAUCGAGGAUUAUUAAAAUGACAAUGAAUUUCAUGUUUAUAUUUUCUGAAUAUCGUUUUGGAACGCUGCUUUAAUUUUAAAAUCCCCAAAUUCGCAGCUGAGCAGUUUGUCAAAAUCCACUCUUCAACUGAACAAAACACGUUUUGGUAUGCAUACAGACUGACUCAGUGGCUAGACUUCUUUAUCUUUCAAGUCAUCCACUUUCUGAUCAUACUUCUGGUGCUAUGCUAUGAACAUAUGUUUAUUUUCUGUUCUUUGAAUUCGUAUGUAUUUGGCCCAGUUUAAGGCUUGUAAUUCAACCGCUUUCUUCUGUGGGGGAAAAGUCAAAUCCCAGCAGCUGUAUUGAGUAAUCUCUGUUCGGAGAGGACUCUGUUUAGUCAGUGAUCAUAAGAACUAUUUAAUGUAAAACUAGGAAGGGCAGCAAAGUACAUAUGGAUUUAUAUAAGAAAACUGAGGUGCCUAACAUCAGUCAUAAAAGGCCUUAUUCUUAGUGUAAUUGCACUAUAUACUAAUGUUUUAUGGUCUCUGUUAUAAGAAUUGCUACUAUUUGUAAAUACUUUCCAUUUGGACUUAAAGGGUAUGGAAUAAGCUAAAAACAUAAUUUAUACUUUUGUUAAUCAGUCAUUCAAUCAGUGGUAUAUAUUGAGCACUUGCUGUGUGCAGAGCACUGCGCAAAGUGCUUGGAAGAGUACCAUACUGUACAGUAGGUAGACACAUUCCCUGCCCUCAAGGAGUUUACAAUUAGCAAAUUAUCAAAUAACUCAGGGCCUUUGAAAUGUUGAAAAAUACGUUAGUAUUAAAAAUUUAUUUUAAUUUGCUGGGCUUCUUAAGCAUAGAGAUAAAAUUAGAAAAUUGUCAAUGCAAAAAGUCAUUGUCUAAAAGUCUGAAUUUAUGUAGUGGAACGCCAGUAUGUGACAUUUGUCUGAGAAAUAUUUAGCAUUAGUAUUAUGAACAUGAACAAAGGGAUAUCUUUUGAUUAAGCCAUAUCUGUAUACCGCUUUAGUUGUUUUUUUAAUCGAUAUGCUAAAUUAAGAGUUUAAGAAAAAAUGACAUAAAAGAUAAAAUUUUAAAGCCAAGGAUUGUCAAAAACUUCUUAUGGGAUCUACUUAGUAACAACCGUUAGUUAUCAGUUAAUCUGAAUUCCGUUUUUGGUUUGGUUUCUGUAAUAGGGCCCCCCCACCCCACCCCCGCAAUAUCUAUGUAACUAAAGUCACUGGAAUGCUCCAAUAGAGGACCGGUUACGGUUACCUAAAAUUAAAAUAUAAAAAAAUACUGAAAUCGUUUGUCUUAGAAAUUGCUUAAUAUUCCAGUCCUAGCAGAAAUAAAGAUUGUUUGCUUUAACCACA